UCAUAUUUACGAAUUUAUACGAAUGGUACUGGAGAGAGAAAGAAAGCCAUCCAAGCUAUCCAAGUAAAUAAUUUUGAAACUGCUUCAGAUGAUUUAUACUCAUUCCACCGAAAGAUAGCUCGAGAAAAUGGAAUCCAACUCUCUGGAUGGUCUAUAAUAAACAAAUAUAUACGUAAGAAAGAGGAUUUCACAACAAUAAGUGACCGAUUCACCAUUUCAGCUCUCUUACGAGAUUGCACUCUUAUUCUUACAUGGGAUCUAGAAACAUAUGCCUCACAAAUGGAAGAAUUUGCAGAAGUUCUUGAACAGAAAAAUAAGGUCUUUAUGAUUGGUAUGACAUUAUAUUGGAAAGAUGAUCCAAAACCAUUAAAACAAAUCUGUCUUAUUAACGUUGAAACUGCAUCAGACCCACGAUGGGUUACAAUCAUAUGA
Messenger RNA from Funneliformis geosporum, 432 nucleotides. Lineage: Eukaryota; Fungi; Glomeromycota; Glomeromycetes; Glomerales; Glomeraceae. The record is from the annotation of a GenBank genome assembly.